UCGGGGGGGAACAUUUGCAGUCAGUCUGGUCAGUCGUCCAAGUCAUGUCGUAGCGAGAAUCACGCGAGAUCUCCAGAUGCAACGGUCCAUCAAGUUCGGCGACGCAUACGCACGCAACCUGUCAAAAUUGAACGCAGCGUUCUCCAAGGAGCGUCGCACCAUUCGGUACCUCUACGUCCGUUCCUCUGUGACGCCACGGAAGCCACACUACAGAUGAAUUGAUGAUUUCGAUCAAACUCCGAUUAAAUUGAUUUACGAUUAAUUUAUCAAGUAAUUCAACGAACUUACGGGCCCGUUUGAAAAUCAAAGUUUAUUUAGAAUUAGCUAUCACAUAGUAUAUACCUGAAUAAUCCUAAGCACCGAAAAUGAGGAUCAUAUUCAUAAAAUUCCGUGAGAUCUCGCAAAAGUAUCCUAUUAUUCGAGGUAUGGCGUCCUACUCGAUUAUAUGGCCAACUGGAAAUUUUUUGCAACACAAGAUAAUGGGCAAGGAAGAAUUUAAUUACAUGGAAGCUGUGCGAUUCAGUCUAUACGGUGGUCUUUAUGUAGCGCCUACACUAUAUUGCUGGCUGAAAUGCGCAUCUCACUUCUGGCCGAAAGCGGAUUUAAAAUCUGCGAUCAUUAAGGCUUUGAUUGAACAAGUUACAUAUGGUCCUGCAGCUAUGUGUUCCUUCUUCUUUGGCAUGAGUCUUCUUGAAUUAAAGCCAGUUUCGGAAUGCAUUGACGAGGUCAAAAUUAAAUUUUGGCCAACAUACAAGAUUGCUAUUUGCGUAUGGCCAAUUCUCCAAACCAUCAAUUUCAUUCUAAUUCCAGAGCGAAAUCGUGUAGUAUACGUCAGUAUAUGUAGUUUGAUCUGGACAUGUUUCCUUGCAUAUAUGAAAUCUCUUGAAGCUAAACAAAAGGAGUCGAUUAGCAUUACCAAUAUUAAUCCCAAGAUAAUAUCAGAAAGUAAAGCGCAAACCAACGAAAGAGCCAAUCAUAUGCAGAUUCCUCUAUUACGAUAAAAGUUUUAGGAAACUGACAUGCCAUUAGAUUAUUUAUUUGUACAUACUUGCAAUUGGAAGCAAUAUUUAUACUUUAUGAUGCAAUUCACAUAUGAUUAUCUGUGAUAUUCACGAUACAAAACUAUUACCUACAUUUGCAGGAAAAUGUAUUAUUAUACAU
Messenger RNA from Acromyrmex echinatior (Panamanian leafcutter ant), 1161 nucleotides. RefSeq names its product mpv17-like protein. Gene Ontology annotation, cellular component: membrane; mitochondrion; cytoplasm. The record is from RefSeq and is a predicted model, not a curated record. Lineage: Eukaryota; Metazoa; Arthropoda; Insecta; Hymenoptera; Formicidae.